AUGGUCGAAAUCACAAAAGACAUUGAGGAGACUCACACUUCUGAUACUAGACAGAAUAAUACAAUUAAUGAUAGAGUGGUUAAGUUUACAACUAUAUGUGAUAUCAACCUGAUAGACCAACAGAGCAGUCAAUUUAGUAAUAGAACGAGAUGCUUGAUAUUCGCGACGACGUUGGCCGCGGCGCUUGCCACGUUCGGUCAUGAACACGUCCAUAUAAGAGUCCACAUACCGGAGGGUGGAGGAUUCGGCGGGGGCCAUGGGGGAGGAUUUGGAGGUGGUCACGGAGGAGGAGGAGGAUUUGGAGGUGGUCACUCGGCAAUCAUCAUAACCAGUCCUGGUGGAGGCGGAGGUUAUGGAGGAGGAGGAGGUGGAGGUCACGGAGGUGGCGGAGGCUUCGAUGACCACCACGGUGGAGGAGGUUUCGGAGGAGGUGGAGGCUACGGAGGCGGAUUCGGGGGUGGCGGAGGAUUCGAUGACCAUCACGGUGGUGGAGGCUUUGGAGGCGGUGGUGGAGGCCACGGAGGUGGAUACGGAGGCGGAGGUGGAGGUGGAGGCCCUAUUAUAGAACAUAUUGAAAUUGGAGGCGGCGGUGGUGACCAUCAUGGCGGUGGUUUCGGAGGAGGAGGAGGAGGUGGAUAUGGAGGAGGCCACGGAGGUGGAGGUGGAUAUGGGGGAGGCGGUGGAGGAGGCCAUGGAGGUGGAGGUGCUAUUGUUUCGGAGGAGGAGGAGGUGGAUAUGGAGGAGGUCACGGAGGUGGAGGUGGAUAUGGAGGAGGCGGUGGAGGAGGCCAUGGAGGUGGAUAUGGAGGAGGAGGUGGAGGAGGCCAUGGAGGUGGAUAUGGAGGCGGAGGUGGAGGCGCUAUUGUAG
Molecule: messenger RNA, 867 nt
Organism: Hylaeus anthracinus
Lineage: Eukaryota; Metazoa; Arthropoda; Insecta; Hymenoptera; Colletidae
Exons: 7
Coding region: 1-867 (288 amino acids)
Source: RefSeq, a predicted model, not a curated record